Molecule: messenger RNA, 1773 nt
Organism: Cokeromyces recurvatus
Lineage: Eukaryota; Fungi; Mucoromycota; Mucoromycetes; Mucorales; Mucoraceae
Product: mitochondrial inner membrane protein Mitofilin
Exons: 6
Coding region: 108-1700 (530 amino acids)
Biological process (GO): cristae formation
Cellular component (GO): MICOS complex
Source: RefSeq, a predicted model, not a curated record
AAAAAAAAAAAAAAAAAAGUAAAUAGCCCCUCUGUUUUUUUUUGAUUUUAUUAUAUAAUUAGUAGUAUUGAAAAGUGUAACUUAUUUAUUUAUUAUAAAAUUACGACAUGUUGAGAGCAUCCAAGUUAUAUAAUAAUGGAGCUGUUCGUUCGGGGUUAAAAAUCAGUCAUAAUCAACGUCUUGGAGUUAAGGUAUUUAAGCAUUGUGAAAGCACAUUGGCAGAGGAACCAAAAAAGCCUUCUAGAUCUCUAUUUACAAAGUUUCUCGGUUUAACAUUUGUUUUAGGAGCCUCUUAUGGAGGAGCAGCGUAUUAUGCUUUACAUGAACCAGCUUUCCAUAAACAUUUCAGACAUUAUGUACCUGGCGGAGAACAGACAUUACGAUUCCUGGAAGAUCUUCAAAACAACAACGAUACUUUUCUUCAAAAAGCAACCAACUUAAAGGAACAAGCCAAAUCAUACAGUACAAAGAUUCAGCAAUCAUCUCAGGAUGCAAUGGAUUACGCAGCUGAAGCUUACCAAACCCUAACAGGUCCUAAAUUACCUGAUAACAACAAAAUUCAGACAUUUACAAAAAAAGAACAAGAUGUAUCAAUCUCGGUUCCUGUCACUCCUAAGCCAACUACAAAUAGUACACUUCAACUAUCAACAGAUAAAGCGGCUCAACCUGCUAUUGUGAAUGUAGCUAUCGAGAAGCCUGAACCUAUUAUUGUCAAACAAGUUGCAUCAGAUAAUCCAUAUGUUCGUGAACUUUCUCAACUUGUGACCGAACUUGCUACUAUUUUGAAUGAGACAGGCCUUUCUGGAUUAGGUCGCACUAUUAUUCGAGAUGCUGAAGAGGCACUCGAGAAAUUGAAUGAUCGAAUUCAAACUCUCAAUAACGACCAAACUGCAAUCCUUCAAUCUCUUCAAUCUCUUCGUUCUCAAGGCGAUAAGCUCGAAGGGUCACUUGAGCGAUUUCAUAUACAAGCCAAACAAGACCUUGAACUGACUCAGAUAGAAUCAGCUGCCAAGAUUGUAGCCCGUGAAGCUCAAUUGAAGAACGCAUUUGAACAGACACGUGCAGAAAUGGAAACUUCUUUUGCUCAACAGUUGGCGGCUGAUUUAGAGCCCAACAGAAGCAAGGUCAAGUUAUUGGUUGAGCAAGAAAGAGCAGGUCGACUGGCUAAGCUGGACGUGAUUGAUAAACGAUUCAAGGCACUAGAAAAAUAUGCUCUUCAAAAUGCUCAACAAUUGGAUGCAUCACGUCAACGCCACGUCAUUCAUGUCGCCUUAGAUGCUCUUUGGAAUAUACUGGAGCAAUCACCUCAUCAGCAAUCUUUUAAUGAUGAAUUACAAGCUUUAAACCAUAAUACAAAGGAAGAUGCUCUUAUUCAGACCGUUUUAAGUGUUGUUCCUGAUUCUAUCGCCAAGGAAGGUGUUAACACCAUAAGUGAACUCUUUCAUCGUUUUGAAAUUGUUUCUAAUGAAAUUCGUCGAGUAGCGCUUGUGCCUGAAGAUGGCGGAUUUGGAUCACAUAUUAUCAGUUGGGUCAUGUCCUUUUUGAUGUUUAAGAAGGAAGGCUUGGUAGAAGGGGAUGAUAUAGAAUCGAUUUUGGCACCCCAAGACUGGAUUCAAUCAGCUAGACGUCAUUUGGAAGUGAAACAAGCAUUAGAGGUUGCGGAAACAGAGGCUGUUUUAUUAAGCCUUUUAGAAGCUUGAAGACUUUAUGAUAAAAAUCCCAUCCCCCCUCCAUAUACAGACUUUGUUCAUAAAUAAAAAAAAAAGGAGAUUA